GCGUCCGGCCUGGCGCGCCACCUAGUUGACCCCCAGUCCCGCAAGGUGUUUGGUCUCUGACUUCCGCAAGGUGUAGAAAGAAUGAAUGAUGCUUCCGCCGGGACCCCCGUCGUUCUUACAGCGAGCCCCACCCCCCGCCAUGCCCUGGGUUGGUCCGCGCUGCCCCACCUGUCCUCCUCCCAACAGGUGACCUUGGGCACCGGGCGGAGGCGGGAGAGCUUUUCAGACAGGUGCAUGGACAAAAGCAAAGUGCGUUGGUGGUUUAGGGAGGCCCACGAGGGCCUGUGAGGUUGCUGUGGUUCCUCCCGGCUGCUGAGUGCCUUUGGAGGGCGGGAUCCUGUGGUCGUUUGCAGGAUGCGCCACCAGCCCUCAGCCAGACACUUGGUGGCCAGUGCCUGUGUUACCUGUAGCUGUUUGCGCUCCCUGGUCCUGAAGUAUCCUGGCCUCAGGGAUGAAGGUUGUCAGAGCUCAGGAAGGAAAAAGGGGCGUAUGGUUCCUUGUGGCAUCUCCCCCUCGCCUGGGAGACCCAUGGGGAACAAAUCCGGGCCCUGCCAUUUACCCAAGGAGGUGCCACCCCAUCAGUGUGCCUUUCCUGUGUGGUUAGUGAUGAGGGCACUGCCCCUCGGUCCCUGUUCGGGUGGAUGGAAAUGUAUUUAACAGCAAAAACUGGGGUAAAUGCUUCAUAGCCUCCUUACUUGUAGUUACUCUGAUUAUGGAGGAAUGUCCAGUUUACUCUUUUCAACACUGUGUUAGAGUAAUCUGUCUUAAAAUCUCGCUUCUGGUUUGUAAAAUGCAAGACUUUGCAUGAAUUGGUGGAGCUCCCAUAGCCUUUCGCUGACUGUGCCAUGAAGGUGAUGAGAUGUCAUGGGCUGUGGAAGAAACAGUGAAAAUCCCAAAGCACACUGAGCACUGAGUAAUUUCUGUUUAAAUCGCACAACUGUUACUGGUGAAGUGGGAACUAUUAUUGUAUUGAUCCAGAACCCGAGGCUCAGAGAAAUGAAGUGAUGUCUUCAAGGUAACACAGCUGGCAAGUGUCGGGUUUCAAGAGUUUGGAUGCAAGCCACAGGAGACUGACUUAAGAACUGGGGACUUACAGUCCCUCUCACCAGGAUGUGAAGCCCUCAGCAUGGGGCAGGCAGCUAGCAGGACCAGUGAGGCUCAGAUAUCUGUGACCUUCGAUGAUGUGGCCGUGACUUUUACCCAGGAGGAGUGGGGGCAGCUGGACCCGGCCCAGAGGACCCUGUACCAGGAGGUGAUGCUGGAAAACUGUGGCCUUCUGGUGUCUCUGGGGUGUCCUGUUCCUAGACCUGAGCUGAUCUACCAGCUGGAGCACGGGCAAGAGCUGUGGACAGUGAAGAGAGACCUGUCUCAAAUCACCUAUCCAGGUGACAAAGGAAAACCCAAGAUCACAGAAUCUACUGCUAGUGAGCCAGCCCUGUCUGAGGGAGUCUCCUUCCAGGAACGACUAACACAAGGAGUUCCAGGGAUCUCCCAGGUGGGCCGAACUAAGGAUCAGGAUGGGUCAUUGGAAAUGCAAGAAGGACACCUGAUACCAGAGAUAGACCCCCAGAAGGAGAAACUCCCUGGGAAAUCAAGCUCUGAACAUGGCAACAUAGGGACAGCUGAUAAUGUGUGUUCAGGGGUUGUAGAGGAGCCAGUCCCUUUGGGAAGUGCUGUCCAUGACCAUGAUUCAUGUGGGUCAGGUAAAGAUUCUGUGAUUCAGGAAGAAGAAAAUAUCUUUAAAUGCAAUGAAUGUGGGAAAGUUUUUAACAAGAAACGCCUCCUUGCUCGACAUGAGAGGAUUCACUCUGGAGUGAAGCCCUAUGAAUGCACCGAGUGUGGGAAAACAUUUAGUAAAAGCACUUAUCUCCUUCAACACCACAUGGUCCACACAGGGGAGAAGCCCUAUAAGUGUAUGGAGUGUGGGAAGGCCUUCAACCGUAAGUCACACCUUACACAGCACCAGCGGAUUCACAGUGGAGAGAAGCCUUAUAAGUGCAAUGAAUGUGGAAAGGCCUUCACCCAUCGCUCCACUUUUGUCUUGCAUAACAGAAGCCACACUGGAGAAAAACCCUUUGUGUGCAAAGAAUGUGGAAAAGCCUUCCGAGAUAGGCCAGGUUUCAUUCGUCACUACAUCAUCCACAGUGGCGAGAAUCCCUAUGAAUGCUUUGAGUGUGGCAAGGUAUUUAAACACAGGUCAUACCUCAUGUGGCACCAGCAGACUCACACUGGGGAGAAGCCCUACGAGUGCAGUGAGUGUGGGAAAGCCUUCUGUGAGAGUGCAGCCCUCAUUCACCACUACGUCAUCCACACUGGGGAGAAGCCCUUUGAGUGCCUAGAGUGUGGGAAGGCCUUCAACCACAGAUCAUACCUCAAGAGGCACCAGAGGAUUCACACUGGGGAGAAACCCUAUGUGUGCAACGAGUGUGGAAAGGCCUUCACCCACUGCUCUACUUUCAUCUUGCAUAAAAGGGCCCACACUGGAGAAAAACCUUUUGAGUGCAAAGAAUGUGGGAAAGCCUUUAGCAAUCGUGCAGACCUCAUUCGACACUUCAGCAUCCACACUGGAGAGAAGCCGUAUGAGUGCAUGGAGUGUGGGAAGGCCUUCAACCGCCGUUCAGGGCUCACAAGGCACCAACGGAUUCACAGUGGAGAGAAGCCUUAUGAAUGCGUCGAGUGUGGGAAAACCUUCUGUUGGAGCACAAACCUCAUUCGACACUCUAUCAUCCACACUGGAGAGAAGCCUUAUGAGUGCAGUGAGUGUGGAAAAGCCUUCAGUCGCAGCUCAUCCCUCACUCAGCAUCAGAGGAUUCAUACUGGGAGAAACUCUGUCAGUGUAACAGAAGUGGGAAGACCCUUCCCGAGUGGGCAGUCCUCAGUCAACCUCCAAGAGCUCCUAUUGGGGAAAGACUUCUUGAAUGUAACCACUGAGGAAACAUCUUACUCAGAAUCUGAUCAUUCAUACCAAAGAGAAACCCCUCAGUUUCCUUCCCUAUGAGAAACCCUUUUGUUGCAGGGUAUCAUUUGUCAUCUAAGGAGUCAGACUGGAAAUUUACCCAGUCUAGAGCUUUAUUCUACAUCUGAGAAUUCAUCCAGGGGAGACCCAGUGGUUAUAUGCACAUAGGAAAAUCUCCAGCUACAUCUCUUUCCUUAAUUUACACUGCAGUAUUACCUCAGGAAAUUUUUUUUUUUUUUUUCUAAAGAAAGGAGAGACUUAGAAGAGAAAAUGAACUGCAAACACAAACACAUUUUCUUCCAGACUUCCUUGCCAAGCCUUUGGCACUUUGUGUUGAAUUCCCUAGUUUACUUGGCAGGAGAAGGGUUUUGUUUUAGAGGUAAAGGACCUAGACUUUUAUGUGUCUUGUAUAUAUAUUCAUUACUGUCCAGUAUCAAGAGAGUUAAUUGAGGGCAGGUUUGGAAACUUCAUGAACGUCUUCUUUGUUCUAAAACAUUGUCUCUGUUCUUAAGGAGCUUAAUUUUUGUGAGAAAUAUAAAGGCUGGAGCCAUCAAACACCUUUAUAUUUGAGGAGAUAAGAACACACAUAUGAAUGGGCACAUUUUAUUGCACCAGUUAAAACUGUUUAAGGCUUUGAUUUUUUUUUGAAAAAACGAACCUUCAUGUGGUUUUAAGGAGCUGAUACUUAGACUUUUUCUUGGUCCUGUACUAUUGGUUUACUUGAUUGCUGUAAUUAGAUGGUAAAUCUUCUAGUUGUGUAAGAUAAUUUCUCUCUUUAUUCUUUUUAUUUAAAACUGGUUUAACAGUCAUUACUUUGAAUUUCCACAUAAAGUUUUGGAGAAGCUUGUCUAUUUUAAUGAAAAACUAUUGAAUUUCAGUAGAAAUUGAGUUAAAUUGUCAGAUCAAUUUGUUGAGAAUUGGCAUCUUUACCGUGUUGAGUCUUCAAUUUAUGAACACAGUAUGUCUCUAUGUUUAUUUAAGUAUUGCUUGAUUUACUUCAUCACUGUUUUGUAAAUUUCAAUAAUAGGUCCUGCAUGAUUUUUAUAAGGUUUAUAUCUAGGUGGUUUUUUUUCUUUUAUUAUAAAUGGCAUUGAUUUUUAAACUCUCAAUUUCCACACAAGUUUUGAUAGUGUGCAGAAAUGUAAUUAAAAUUUGGAUGUCAUUUUUGUAUCCUGCAACCUUGCUGAACUGUAGGCAUUUAUUUGUUUGAUAGAAUGCUUGGGGUUAGAAAACAUAGAAAUAUCAUCUACAAAAGAGACAGUUUUAUUUCUUCCUUACCAUCUGUAUACCUAGUAUUUUCUUGUCUGCUGUACUAGCUAGGAUUUCCAAUAUGAUGUUGAACAGUAUUAGUAACUACUUGUCUGGUUUCUGAUAUUAGGGGGAAAACAUUCAGUUUUUCAUCAAGUAUGAUGUUAGUAUGAGGUUUUCUUUAUAGAAGUUUCUUAUCAAGUUUAGAAAGUUUCCCAUAUUCCUGAUUUGCUGUGGUUUUGUUGUUGUUGUUGUUGUUGUUAUGAACGGGUGUUGAAUUUUAUCACAUAUUUUUUCUCU
Molecule: messenger RNA, 4504 nt
Organism: Leptonychotes weddellii (Weddell seal)
Lineage: Eukaryota; Metazoa; Chordata; Mammalia; Carnivora; Phocidae
Source: RefSeq, a predicted model, not a curated record